ACUAAUUUGAACACUAGAAUUAGAAAAAGCUAAUGGAACCGAACCCAGCUCCAUCGUCGCAGUAGCAAACCACUCAAAGCAGCGCGCACUUUGACAGAACUCAAAAACCCCAACCUGAAAAUUCCAUUCCUCUCUCUCUCUCUAUCGCCAAAACCCUAGAAAUCAACGAUAAUGGAAGAACCACAAAACGGCAACACCAAUGCUAAAACGGCAGUACCACCGGAGAGCGAGGAAGAGCCCAUAGUUGGACCAGGCCCUGCUCCCAAGGCUCGCGCCAAACGUCCUCUCCAAUUCGAACAAGCUUACCUAGACGCACUUCCAUCUGCUAAUAUGUAUGAGAAAAGUUAUAUGCAUAGAGAUGUGGUUACUCAUGUUGCCGUCUCAACAGCUGAUUUUUUCAUAACUGGAAGUCUUGAUGGGCAUUUGAAAUUUUGGAAGAAAAAAGCUGCGGGAAUUGAGUUUGCAAAACAUUUUAGAUCCCAUCUUGGUCCCAUUGAAGGUUUAGCGGUUAGCGUAGAUGGCCUACUUUGCUGUACAAUUUCAAAUGACCGAUCAGUGAAGGUUUAUGAUGUUGUAAAUUAUGACAUGAUGGUCAUGAUCCGGCUACCAUACAUUCCUGGUAGUGCUGAGUGGGUGUACAAACAAGGGGAUGUCAAAGCUAGGCUUGCUAUUAGUGAUCGAGACUCCUCAUUUGUGCACAUAUAUGAUGCAAGAUCUGGUACGAAUGAACCUAUCAUCUCAAGACAGGUGCACUUGGGGCCAAUUAAAGUUAUGAAAUACAACCCUGUGUUUGACACCGUUAUAUCUGCUGAUACUAAGGGAAUCAUUGAGUACUGGAAUCCUACUACUCUUCAGUUCCCAGAGAGCGAGGUGAAUUUUAGACUGAAAAGUGACACCAAUCUGUUUGAAAUUGUGAAAUGCAAGACAAGUGUCUCCACUAUGGAGGUGAGUCCAGAUGGCAAGCAAUUUUCUAUUACAUCACCUGAUCGUAGAAUACGUGUAUUUUGGUUCAGAACAGGCAAACUAAGGCGAGUUUAUGAUGAAUCUCUUGAGGUGGCUCAAGAUCUUCAAAGAAGUGAUGCACCCUUGUACCGGUUGGAAGCUAUUGAUUUUGGGAGAAGAAUGGCUGUUGAGAAGGAAAUUGAAAAAACAGAAACUGCACCACAACCAAAUGCCGUUUUUGAUGAAAGUUCUAAUUUUCUGAUAUAUGCAACCCUCCUUGGGAUAAAAGUAGUAAAUUUACAUACCAAUAAAGUUGCCCGAAUUCUUGGAAAGGUGGAGAACAAUGACAGAUUCUUGCAGAUUGCCUUAUAUCAAGGUGACCAAAGCAGUAAGAGAGUUAGAAAAAUUCCUGCAGCUGCAGCAAAUGCCAACGAGAGUAAAGAGCCUUUAUCUGACCCCACUCUCCUUUGCUGUGCUUUCAAGAAACAUAGAAUUUAUUUAUUCAGCCGGCGAGAACCAGAGGAACCUGAGGAUGCAACUAAGGGGAGGGAUGUCUUCAAUGAGAAGCCUCCGGCAGAUGAACUUUUGGCUGUAUCAGAUAUAGGAAAAUCAGUCACGACAUCUCUUCCUGACAAUGUGAUUCUGCAUACUACAAUGGGUGACAUUCAACUGAGACUGUAUCCUGAAGAAUGCCCGAAAACUGUGGAGAAUUUUACUACACACUGCCGGAAUGGCUACUAUGAUAAUCUUAUCUUUCAUCGUGUCAUCAGAGGUUUCAUGAUACAGACUGGAGAUCCUUUGGGGGAUGGCACUGGUGGGCAGUCUAUUUGGGGAAGGGAGUUUGAGGAUGAGUUCCAUAAAAGUUUACGACAUGAUCGACCUUUCACAGUGUCAAUGGCAAAUGCUGGCCCAAACACAAAUGGCUCCCAGUUCUUUAUCACCACAGUGGCCACGCCAUGGCUGGACAAUAAGCACACAGUUUUUGGUAGAGUUGUAAAGGGAAUGGAUGUUGUCCAGUCAAUUGAGAAGGUGAAAACAGACAAGGCAGACAAGCCAUACCAAGAUGUAAAAAUUCUCAACGUUACUGUUCCCAAGUCUUAGCAGUCUCCCUUUCAUUGGCGAAUCUGUCUUGAUAUAGUUGCUGGUCUGACAGCAUCAUUUGUCAAGUGCACCGGACAGGGUAGAUUGCUAUUUUUUAUUCUGUAGCCUGAGAUGUGCCUCUAAAGAUGCGUUGCCCUUCGUUGGUCUUAUCAUCCCUUUUGACAGUGUAUGAGUUGUUCCCGUACACAAACAUUGGUUGAGGCCUCCAUGAAAAUUGUGAAGAAACCCCAUUAUAAUGAUGAUACUCUUUAUGGUUAUUUUCA
Ricinus communis (castor bean) is the source of this 2306-nucleotide messenger RNA. RefSeq names its product peptidyl-prolyl cis-trans isomerase CYP71. The transcript is spliced from 14 exons. The record is from RefSeq and is a predicted model, not a curated record. Gene Ontology annotation, biological process: protein folding; protein peptidyl-prolyl isomerization. Bases 172 to 2043 code for a protein of 623 amino acids. Lineage: Eukaryota; Viridiplantae; Streptophyta; Magnoliopsida; Malpighiales; Euphorbiaceae. Gene Ontology annotation, molecular function: protein binding; peptidyl-prolyl cis-trans isomerase activity.